CAUUUCUAGUCGUAAGUAAUGGCUAUUAUUGGGUACUAAACGAGAGGCAAACGCCCCGACCAUACAAUGUCGCGGGACAUGUCUCUCAACUGUUCCCCAAGUAUAAGAUCAUUGACGAUAUAUACACCGAUCCAAUCAACGAAGUGGAUCCCAAAAUAUUUCUUAUCUCUCACUCUUCCCGAAGGGGCGUUCGGAUCGCGUGUCAAGAAUUUGACGGCCAGUUCGACACACAUAAUAAUUUCUGUCACUUACCCGUCAAUAAGAGAUGGCACUCAGCCCUCAAAGACCUGGACCUCACCAAACCUAUAGACGCGGCGACCUGGAGGAAUAGGUCCAAAGACAAGGACGAGGGCUUCUGGGUCUUCUUCCAAGGCAUGUCCGCCCUAUACUCCCUAUGCUAUACAUACGAUGCGAUUAUAUG
Medioppia subpectinata is the source of this 421-nucleotide messenger RNA. NCBI's taxonomy places the organism in Eukaryota, Metazoa, Arthropoda, Arachnida, Sarcoptiformes, Oppiidae. The record is from the annotation of a GenBank genome assembly.